AUGUCGAGGGACACCGCCAUACGGAAGAACACAUUCCUGCAAAGCCUGAAGGACCAGAACCGGGUGCUGUACUACUCGCUGAUUGCGCAGCACCUCAAGGCGCUCGUCCCGAUCAUCGACACCCCACGCAGGUUCGCUACAAACAGCCGGAUCUCACCUCUCUAG
This is a messenger RNA of Pleurotus ostreatus (oyster mushroom), 165 nucleotides long. RefSeq names its product NAD-dependent malic enzyme, mitochondrial. The coding region runs from base 1 to 165 and encodes 54 amino acids. The transcript has 2 exons. Lineage: Eukaryota; Fungi; Basidiomycota; Agaricomycetes; Agaricales; Pleurotaceae. The record is from RefSeq and is a predicted model, not a curated record.